This is a messenger RNA of Zingiber officinale, 728 nucleotides long. RefSeq names its product 50S ribosomal protein L31, chloroplastic-like. Lineage: Eukaryota; Viridiplantae; Streptophyta; Magnoliopsida; Zingiberales; Zingiberaceae. The transcript has 2 exons. Gene Ontology annotation, cellular component: ribosome. The coding region runs from base 78 to 485 and encodes 135 amino acids. Gene Ontology annotation, molecular function: structural constituent of ribosome. Gene Ontology annotation, biological process: translation. The record is from RefSeq and is a predicted model, not a curated record.
GGGAUAAAGUUCCUCUGUUGCUCAAAGGCCAAAUCCACCGCCGCCGUCGACGCCGCAGUAGAUCGGACCAGCUCCACAUGGCCGUGUCCCUCACCACCCGUUUCAUUCCCUCGCUCUCAUCCCCGAAGCCGCCCGCCCCGAAGCUCCUCCUCCCUUCCCAGGCAAUCGGUGGGCGGUGGAGUUGCCGGAAGAAGGGCGGGGUGCACCCGGAGUUCUACGAGGACGCGAAGGUGUACUGCAACGGGGAGCUGGUGAUGACGACGGGCGGUACGCAGCGGGAGUACUCGGUGGACGUCUGGUCCGGCAACCACCCGUUCUACCUCGGCAGCCGCUCCGCCCUGGCGGUGGAGGACGACCAGGUGGAGAAGUUCCGCAAGAAGUACGGCCAGCUGUCGUCCCUCAUGGAGAUCCCCGUCCUCAAGCACGGCGAGAUCGUGCUGCCCCAGAGGAAGAAGUCCGGCGGCAAGGGCAAGGGCAAGAAGUGACCCAUCGUCCGCUUUCCCCAAUUCAUGGCCUCCGACCAACAAAGGUGCCGCCUUUCACUUGCUUUUGACCUUGUUCUGGAUCAAUUCUCAUCGUACCUAUUGAUCUCUCCUCUCUGCUUGUUUAGCAAAAAUGCUGGAAAAGAUUUCGCUUCUAUUUUAAAAAAAAAACAAACAAAUUGUAGCUUGCUAUUAUGAAAUUAGAUUUCCUCUUCAACUCAACAAAUUUGAUGCUUUUGGAUUCAA